Molecule: messenger RNA, 6153 nt
Organism: Daphnia carinata
Lineage: Eukaryota; Metazoa; Arthropoda; Branchiopoda; Diplostraca; Daphniidae
Product: NACHT and WD repeat domain-containing protein 2-like
Exons: 30
Coding region: 318-6029 (1903 amino acids)
Molecular function (GO): protein binding
Source: RefSeq, a predicted model, not a curated record
CUUUUUAAGACCUGGCCCACUUUCUUCAUUGUGUAUCAUAAUUUUUAAAGUUAUAUUUUUCGUAUAUGUUCUACUUUUUCAGUAUCCUUCAUUGUUAAUAACCAUUUUUCCCAGUCAUGGCGUUUUUAAGACAUCGUUGAAUAUAAACAUUGUUUGGUCGAUAAAGACAGGUGCAAUGCUGCAUUCCUCGUUGGUUGUGUAGUCAGGGUUACUCGGACAACAGUAUACCAUCGUCACUGACUAAGUUUUUGUAUAUGAACUUGCAGAUACCUACCGAAUCGCAGUAUUAACCAACUUGAGUUCAACCUGUCAACACCAUGGAUGAUCAAACGGUUGACAAAAUCUUCGCUGGUUCUCUGGGCACUCUGCCCCCAGUCAGUUCUAAAAUUGUUCGUAUCUUUACAAGUUCGACCUUCACAGACACUUCGAUGGAAAGAAACACGUUGAUGGCCACCGUUUACCCCAAAUUAAAAGAGUACUGCCGAGAAAAACACGGAUUGGAGUUUCAAGUCGUCGACAUGAGAUGGGGUGUUCGAGACGAAGCUACCGACGAUCACAUGACCACAGAGCUUUGCAUGAAAGAAAUUGACAAUUGUCAACGAUUAUCCAUGGGCCCCAACUUUGUGGUUUUCCUUGGUCAAAAAUACGGCUAUCGCCCCAUUCCGACAUAUAUUUUAGCUUCGGAGUUGGCCCAAUUUCGCGAAAUUCUUUUAACUAUGGGUCAAGAAGUCAUUUUGCUCGACACCUGGUAUAAAAAAGACUCUAAUGCCGUCCCGCCCAUUUGCAUUCUUCAGCCCAUUUCGUCCAUUCUAGUCAACUUUAACAAUAAAAGGGUACCGAAAUUGCAACAAGAAGAUCAGGCCAAAUGGUGGGAUACUCUGGAUAGGAUGCAGAAAUUGCUGCGAAAAGCAGCUACUACGCUUUACGCUCAAGGCCAACUCGAUUUCGACUCGAUGCACAAUUACCUGAUGUCAGUCACGGAAAGAGAGGUUAUUAAUGGAUUGUUGAAAGUGCGUAAUACCAAGAAUCACGUUUUGGCUUACGUUCGCUACAUAAACAACAUUAAUCUUCAAAAUUUGAGGAGAGCAGGUCUAUUUAUUGACAUUGCUAACAGAGCGUUGGAUGCAGAAGCCGUCCGAUUGUUAGCCAACCUGCGCGACGAAAGGUUACCUGCCAAAAUCGAGCCAUCCAAUCUAAUGAGAUAUACCGUUGAAUGGAUCGGUCGUGAUGGCUUGGGAAAUGACACCCACGACGAAUAUUUGCAAAAUUUCAUUUCGCAUUUUUACCGAAAUAUUGCCCGAUUGGUUGACAGAGCUAUGCGAAAAGAAGAUUCUAGUCCUCAAGGCCAGAUUGUCACGGAAAUUCUCCAACAUCUUCACGCGUGCAAUAAUUCCGUGAAAGUGUUUUAUGGACGCGAGAAUGAUUUGGAAAAAGUUCGCCGUUACAUCUUGGGCCCUUCCAUUCAACCUCUGACUCUUUUUGGAGCCGGCGGUUGUGGCAAAACAUCAUUACUGGCCAAAUCGGCUAGUUUGAUUGUCACCUGGUUAAGUGAAUCAAUUGAAAAUGGAAAUGGUGGAACCGAUGGUGGAUCUAACCCCCCUCCUGAUACUCGACGACGUGGAAGUCAUAUUAAUGGACAAGGGGAAGGCCAGGCUAAUAGAAGAGGUGGAGAUACAGAUCGUAGCGAGAGCAGUAAAGCUGAUAGUCACAACGAUAUUGGUACCACCUGGAAGGAAGAAGUAGUGUCUUGUACGGAUUCCGGAAGAACGAGCCCAUUACAAGGUACAACUCCUGGAACGCAAAGCCGGAGGAGUAGCCGAACGAGUGCUACUUUAUCACGACAAGAAUCAGAAGAUUUAGCCAGUAGCAAUAGCAGCCGUCGUCAAAGUUCCAGUGGCGUUUUUAGUCCAGUGUCGACCGUAACUGACGGUCGAAGUAGUCACAGAGGUUCCAUUGCUCUUAGUACUCCUAUACAAGAACAUAUAGAUCCAGAUCCAGCAAGUCCGACAGUGAACAAAAUUAAUAAGCCGAUCAAGCCCGUCCUGAUUAUGCGCUAUCUUGGAACAACACCUGAUUCCAGUGCUAUCACGCCAAUGUUGAUUUCUCUUUGUCAGCAAAUUUCUUAUAACUACAUGGUUCCUUUUGAUGCCAUUCCGGAUGAUUUGGUGCCAUUGACAGCGUAUUUCAAACAACUGUUGGCUUUAGCUACUAGGGAACAACCUCUUCUAGUUUUCCUGGACUCUGUAGAUCAAAUCGGUGGAGCUCAGGAUGCUAAUAAAAUGGCUUGGCUUCCUACGCGGUUACCUCCCCACUGCAAAAUUGUAGUUUCUUGCGUCUACGAGCCUGAAAAUCCGGACAUUUCAAAAGACUAUCAGACUCUACGUCGAAUGAUUGACGACGAUAACAAUUUCAUUCACGUUUUGGCUCUGGGUGAAGAGUUGGCAUCGCAAGUCAUACGACACUGGAUGAGAAACAGUCAUCGAGAUCUGACAAAUUAUCAAUGGCGAGUCGUAUCGAACGCUAUUGCUCGCUGUUCUUUGCCGAUUUUUGUUAAAUUGGUCUUUGCGGAGAUAUGCAGAUGGAAAUCGUAUUCACGUGCGCAGGAAACACACCUGGCCUCUAAUGUUAUGGACAGCAUUAUGAUGUUGUUUGAACGAAUCGAAAUUCAGCAUGGACGGAUUCUCGUGUUCCAUGCGUUAGCCUAUAUCACAGCAUCAAAGAGUGGACUCUCUGAAACGGAAUUAGAAGAUUUACUUUCACUGGAUGAUCGUGUCCUUGACGACGUAUACCAGUAUCACAUGCCACCUGUGCGAAGAAUCCCACCAUUACUCUGGACGCGUAUUCGUAACGAUCUGCCCAAUUAUUUAUCUGAACGAGAGGCCGAUGGGGUCUCAGUACUCAAUUGGUACCACAGACAAUUUAAAGAGGCAGCAAAGGAACGUUAUUUCAAGAAUCAGAACUUGGCAAAUUAUUUUCACUCUUCUAUUGCUGAAUAUUUCAUGGGCACGUGGGGUGGCGGCAAUCCUAAGCCUUUCAAAUAUACCGAAAUUCAGCGAAUGCGAUUCAAUUUAACGGAAAAAGAAGGAGAAGCUGAUCGUAAAGUGCCACUUCAACCGCUGGUGUUUGUUGGUAAAGACGGCAAAGUGUCUCGCUACAAUUUGCGCAAGUUCGGAGAGUUACCGUACCAUUUAGUUCGUGCUAGGCGUCUAGACGAUCUUUUCCAUAAUGUCUUGUUUCAUUACCAGUGGCUCCAUGCCAAAUUAUCGUCCUGUCCACUACAGGCCGUCCUUUCCGAUUUUGAAGAUACGUGCAAUAAUUUGGAGGAUCGUGACAUAUCCAGAGAGACUGUCCGCCUAACUACGAGGGAAUUGAUGCUUGUAGCCGAUGCUCUGCGUCUUGGAGGAGCCAUUUUAACGCAAUACCCUGACCUGCUGGCCUCGCAACUCAUCGGACGUUUGCUGCCUGAAGCUGGAGCCAAUUUGAAUGUCCGUCGGCUUCUGGAACAGUGCGAUAAAGAAGGAAUCAAUCAUUGCGCCCUAAUGCCCACAGCCCACUGCCUUCACACACCUGGAGGACCUUUAAAGUAUUCAUUGGAAGGACAUCAAUUUGCCGUGUUUGGUGUGUGCCUGACAUCCGAUGCCCGCUUCGUUGUUUCCGUCUCCAACAAAUUUCUCAUUUGGGAUUUAUCGACUUCAGAUUUAACUCGGGCUGUCAAUCCAGGCAUCGAAGGUGUGUUCCAGGGUCUGAUACUCAGUCCAGACGAUCGCUUUGCCGCUGCCUGGACAAACAACAGUCAGACCAUCUUAUUGAACUUGUUAACUAGCGAGCAGAUCGUAAUUAACAAUCCACUUCAAGAAGAUGAGACUGUUAGAGGCGCUUGUUUGCUCGAUACUCAUUGCGUUUUGUACGGGCAAAGUCAGUGGGUUUUGCUGACUAUGCAAGGCGUUGCUGUGGAGAUCCGCCGUGAGAGAUACAAAGAUCCGCAAUUCCAGUUACUCGCAAUGGAUUUUGAGUCGCAUGGAAAUUAUCACGUCACCUUUUGGACGGGUGAUUUGGAUGAUAAGCGUUUGAUAAUGCAAACUGUGAACGAUGGUCGUCGGACGAGCCCUCUUGAACUUCAUAGUGCUAUGGUAAUGAACCGGAAGCGUGAUAUCGUUUACGCCUGUGCCGAUCUGAAUAGUUCAAGCGUUUCCGUCUUCAAACUCAAUGGGGACCAAGUGGCCGGAAAUAAUAGGAAAGGUCGUAACUGCGAUGUUCCAACCGGAUUGGAACCGGGCCAACGCGAAUGGACCAAGGGCAACGUCCUCGAUGGCGAUGACUUUCUUCUCCAGUUGAGUUUAAGCGAAACUGAGAAUCAUGUGCUGGGCACAACGGCGUUGGGUUUCUGCAUCUGGGCCGCUGCUGAUUUUGAAAAAACGACACCGAACGCCAAACGAAUAGAUUUAAAGCUGCCCACUGGAGUCCGCAAUAUUUCCGUCAGCCUAUUACAGUCCAACAGCAUCAUCUUGAGCAAGAACGAUGAAUUCGCCGUGGCCGGCGUUAGGAAGAAUCUUUACGUUUGGAAAAUUCCCAGUGGGCAACUGGUCAAAGUAUUGGACGCCCACUUUGGAAGAAUAUUGGCCAUCGUUCCGUAUACAACUGGUCAAUGGAAUUCGGUCAUUACGUCUUCGAUCGACCGAAGCGUCAAAGUCUGGAAUUUGAACAACGUGUUUGAACAGGUCCACGUCAUUGACCGUCACGAACUGCAAAUAGAUUCCAUUAGUUUGUGCCAAACAACUGGAGUGGCUGUGACGGUGACACGUGGCUGUGUUGGUGUGUGGCACAUUUUAACAGGCAAACUGAUGGACAAAUUAGCGUACAACGCCCUGGGAGCUAUCGUCACGCACGCGCUAAUCACGAAAGAUGGCAGACAUAUUCUCGCUGCCGAGUCUGGCAGCAUCAUCAUUUGGGAAUGGCCCAAUCGUCGCGCAUUCUUCAGAGCUGAACAACCGUCCAUCAAACAGAUUAUGCUAAUGGAUGAAGAUACGAGAUUCUUAACAGCGUCUCGUUUAGGACCACCUAACGAAGGAAAAGCUGUUGUAGUAGUCAGGGAUUGCCCUAACGGAGUAGCUUUGUACGAAGUGGAAAUUCCGAUGCGCACAUUCCGUCCGGCGGUUCUGACUAACGAUGGCCUUAUGUUGGUUAUGCUGGGGCACGAGAAGAAUCGCGAUUAUCUCUACGUCUUCCAAUCCCAGACGGGCGUUCUUAUCCACAAGUUCAUUCCACGUUAUCAAGGUGCUAAGAAAGAUCAAGCUGGUCAGUUGAUCCCAGUUCCGGGCAAAGCUACUCAAGUCGCUCUUAUGGAUCAAGAUAAAGGGGUCGUAUUCGAUGUUCGUACCAAGAAACAUAUCCGCACUAUCCGUCGAUGGAGUGGCCAAGUUACCAAAGACGGACGCCUAGGGCUUUACGCUCCUUCGCGAGGCGGACUUGAAUUGAUUGAAUUGCGAUCAAGUUCGACUGUUUCGCAAUUGAUUUCUCGUUCAGCGGAAGGUGUAUUCACCAACGUGACAAGUUUUAACGCCACAGAUCAAUAUGUUCUCUAUUACCAUAGUGGACAUAAGACCUUACGCGUUUUCAGAGUCCUUGAUGGACAAAUGUUGGCCAAUUAUCGAUUGGCAGCUGAGUUAACAGCUAUAGAAACAACAACGGAUGGCCGUUGUGUCGUGAUCGGCACGCUGGAUGGUUGUCUGUCCGUCCUUGCCAUCGCAGAUCCAACCGUUCCUGGAUCGUUUCAAUUCCUUGCGUCGUUGCCCUCACGUACUCGACAAACGCGCAUCCCAUCAGCGAUUAGUGGUGAAUCGAGUAAUCGUCACGAUCGCGACGGACAAGAUGCUAAUAAGAAAGCAAGGAAAAAUGAACGAGAAGGAGGUGGAUCACAUAUAACCCUCAAAGCAGCCGCAACUGUAGCGGCUUCGUGGGCCAAAGUAACUCAAACGAAUAAAACAGGUACUGUCCAGAGCGUGACGUCCAAGGCUUGUGUCCUUUCUUAAACGUUUAUUUGUUAUACACUUUAAAAACUUUAAAUUGCACGGUUAAAUUUGAUUGUCUUUAAUGCUGAUGUCCUAUCUGUAAAGGAUAACCUCAAACUAACUUGAAUAUAACUUUCUCUUUCAA